This is a messenger RNA of Trypanosoma rangeli, 1251 nucleotides long. Its product is annotated as putative ethanolamine phosphotransferase. The transcript has a single exon. Gene Ontology annotation, molecular function: phosphotransferase activity, for other substituted phosphate groups. Gene Ontology annotation, cellular component: membrane. Gene Ontology annotation, biological process: phospholipid biosynthetic process. Lineage: Eukaryota; Euglenozoa; Kinetoplastea; Trypanosomatida; Trypanosomatidae. The coding region runs from base 1 to 1251 and encodes 416 amino acids. The record is from RefSeq and is a predicted model, not a curated record.
AUGGACUUUCUGUUCUCUCUACCUCCCCAGGAUGGGACUCCGCUGGUGCCUCCGCAGCUGAGUUACCUUACCGAGUAUGUUCUUGCUCCAUUUUAUGAUUUUGUUACGUGUUAUUACCCCACAUGGUGGGCGCCGAAUAAGGUGACUCUGUUUGGUAUACUUAUGACUCUUCUCUCAUCGUUCCUGCUACUCACCGGGAUGCCACAAACGACGUUGUUUGAGCCACCGUACGCCACCCUGCGUCCCGCAAGCCUUUUGCUUGGAGCGGACUCAAAGUGGCGAAACGAGCCUGGCCCCACGCCGUUGCAUCCGGCAGCGCUGCGUCCACUUUGGAGUUCGGUUUUUUCUUCUAGCAAUUGGAUGCUGUUUCUGUGUGGCAUCCUGAACGGUAUCUACUGCGUUGCUGAUAACACCGACGGACGUCUUGCCCGUCGACUGAAGAAAACAAGCAAUAUUGGGGAAUAUCUUGACCAUGGACUGGAUUGUGUGACCUCGCUGCUUUCAACGUGUGUCUGUAUGUCUGUGCUUGGGAUAUCAUUCUCGAACAUCGCUCUCACAGUUGUGACUAUAGCCCUUGCCACGGUUUUCUCGCACACAUUACGCUACGAGAAACACAUUUUUAUUUGGGGCAAUCGUUUUAUUUCCGUAGAUGAGGCGAUGGUUUUUUUUUGUGUCGCGAAUUGGGUCCCAAUUGCCUUUCCAGGUCUUUCCGUUGUAACUGUGUCGCCGUCUCUCUUGCACGCCGUGUUGCCAGAGGCAUGGGCACAGGCAUUGCUGUCUCUCCGCUACAUUGAGGCUGUAAUGAUUAUUUAUUGGGCUUCCCAGGCGUACGUCAUUGUGGGCAUUGCUAGCAACAACUGGAAAAUGCUCUUUCGGAUCACCACACUGGCCGUGGUUUUUAACGCUGCUCUGCUUAUCGGUGUUAUACCCUACCACAUGGAACACCUAAUGACAGUGGGCUCCGCAGGAUAUGUGUGGGGUCCAUUCUCAUAUGUGGCUCUUUGGAUCAUCACUGUCGCAUUCACCUCUAGUACGAUUGUUCACACUCUCAUUUACUCCCAUUGCCUUCGGUUGCCUCACGUCGAUGUAACCGCGCUUGCGGGUCUUUUUUUCGCUUGGUUUGUCUUUUUAAGCUGGCCUGUGGCUGGGACACUGAUCUCUGUGGUCUGGCAUGUUGCGCAAAUUCUCUUCUAUGUGAGAGGCCUUCAAAACGGCGAUGCUGCAAAACCUCAGAAGUUAAAAGCAGCAUAA